AUGGCGGGCAGAGAUAGAAUCAGUGAACUUCCAUUUGAUAUAAUUAACAAGAUUUUGGGACUCUUGGUGAUUGAAGAAGUUGCUGGAAUGGCUGUUUUGUCUACCUUUUGGAGGGGUAUUUGGUUGAGUUUUACACAUCUCAACUUUGAUGCUAUGUUUUUAAAGCACAUUGAGAAAAAAUAUUCCAAUGCUCACAGUGAUAUUAGGACCAAAAAUAAGAAAAAGGAGAAGAGAAACAAUGAUAUUUGGACAUCUGCGGGUUUGUAUGUUAUCAACAAAGUUCUCAUACAACAUAAUGGAUUUAUUAACAAAUUUGUUAUUGAUUUUUCUCAUACCCCUAGAAAUACACUCAGGUCUCGGUCGUUUGACUUCGAUCAAUGGCUUCUUUUUAUCACACAAAAAGGUAUUGAAGAAAUCAGCCUUAGUUUAAAGCGAGAAGAUGGGUACUGCUUGCCGAAUUGCAUAUUCUCUUGCCCAUCACUAAGAAGAUUGCAUAUUUGUGGAGUCUCUUUUAAACCAAUAAAUGCUCAUUGCACAUUACCAAAUGUCACUUCACUUUAUUUUGAAGAUGUUAACUUUGAUGGUGGAGGUCUUUUGGUUGAUGUUCCUACGCUCAACAGUCUGUCAUUUAUUAGAUGUGACAACGUAACUGGUUUUAAUAUUACUGCUCAAAAACUUGAUCAUUUAGCAAUCAUUGAUGGCCCUCUUUACUCGAUUAAUUUGGACUUGACAUAUUGUCGUUGUCUUGAAUUGGACAGUUCAUCUCUCGAGGAUUUUGUUAAUGAAUUUACUAGAAAGCGGGAACUACAACUACAACUAUAUGCACUAAAUGUGCAACACUUGAAGAUAUCAACUAACGAAGAAUACUUGAAAUCAUAA
Messenger RNA from Ipomoea triloba (trilobed morning glory), 879 nucleotides. RefSeq lists its product as uncharacterized. Gene Ontology annotation, molecular function: protein binding. The record is from RefSeq and is a predicted model, not a curated record. Lineage: Eukaryota; Viridiplantae; Streptophyta; Magnoliopsida; Solanales; Convolvulaceae. The transcript is spliced from 2 exons. The coding region runs from base 1 to 879 and encodes 292 amino acids.